This is a messenger RNA of Micromonas pusilla CCMP1545, 327 nucleotides long. Its product is annotated as type II secretory pathway family protein. Gene Ontology annotation, biological process: SRP-dependent cotranslational protein targeting to membrane; SRP-dependent cotranslational protein targeting to membrane, signal sequence recognition. Gene Ontology annotation, cellular component: signal recognition particle, endoplasmic reticulum targeting. The annotation marks the transcript as partial. The record is from RefSeq and is a predicted model, not a curated record. The transcript has a single exon. NCBI's taxonomy places the organism in Eukaryota, Viridiplantae, Chlorophyta, Mamiellophyceae, Mamiellales, Mamiellaceae. Gene Ontology annotation, molecular function: 7S RNA binding.
GUGAUCAUCUACCCCGUGUACCUCAACGCGAACGCGUCGGUCGCGGACGGGCGGAAGCUCGCGCGGUCCGCGUGCUGCGACGCGCCGCACGUCCUCGAGAUUCGCGACGUCAUCGAGAAGCACCUGAAGCUGCCGUGCGAGAUCGAGGACAAGCAUCACUCGCGGGACACGUGGCAGCGCGGGCGCGUGCGCGUGACGCUCAAGAAGGACGACGGGAUGCCGCUCGCGAGGGAGAUCUCGACGCGCGGGGCGCUGUUGACGGAGGUGGCGCGGAUGAUUCCGAAGCAUCCCGCGCGCACGCCGGGGACGAGCGCGCACAAGGAGCGC